This is a messenger RNA of Portunus trituberculatus (swimming crab), 5163 nucleotides long. RefSeq lists its product as uncharacterized. Lineage: Eukaryota; Metazoa; Arthropoda; Malacostraca; Decapoda; Portunidae. Gene Ontology annotation, biological process: phosphatidylserine exposure on apoptotic cell surface; engulfment of apoptotic cell; apoptotic process involved in development. The record is from RefSeq and is a predicted model, not a curated record. The coding region runs from base 19 to 4266 and encodes 1415 amino acids. The transcript has 8 exons. Gene Ontology annotation, cellular component: plasma membrane.
GGCUGGCUCAACGGUUUGAUGGCGGGCACUUCAGAUGGGUCUUGUGUCGUCCCCACACCCUGCCAGCCUCCUCCGAGGACUGAUGGCAAAGUCAGGGAAGCCAAAAUGCCCACCUUCACAAUAUUCGACGGGGUGUUUAUGGUGACGUCCAUGGUGACCUUCCUGGUGGACGUGGGCACAGACUUACACUUGGUGGCACGUUACUUCCUGGCUGGCUCGGUAACAUGGGCUGGCCUCACACUGUCCCUGGUGGUGGUGCCCUCCAUGGUGGUGAUGGUGCUGUCGCUGCGCUGGCACAUAGCGGACAAGCAGACUGUCCCCAGAGUGUACUGGCUGACCCAUGUGUGUCAGACUGGUAUUAUGCACAGGUACAUCCUCAUGUUCCAAAUGGGUCUGAAAGCACGCAGGAGUGAGAGCCUGGAUGAUUUUGAUGAGCUGUACCACCAGCAAAGUGAUGUGUGUAUGCUGAGGAUGUUUGAGUCCUUCCUGGAGUCUGCACCUCAGCUUGUCCUGCAGGUGUACAUCAUGCUGUCAGACCGUGACUACACUGCCUGGACUGCCAUCACAGCCUUCACGUCCAUGGUUUCCCUGGGCUGGGGCAUUGCAGCGUACACCAAGGCCAUGCGCAACACCCGCCUGGACAAGCACAAGAUGACUGUGUCCGGCCUGUUGCUACAGACUGUGUGGCGGGCUGGCAUGAUUGGAGCUCGUGUGUUGGCGCUGGCGCUGGUGGCCACUUACUUGGAGGGUUGGCUGCUUCUCUUUCUAGCCCUCCACCUGAGUGCCAUGUUUGUGUGGGUGGUGAGUCAGAAAACAGGCUUCAGUGCUACGCAAUGGGAGGAAUUCAUCUUCAACUUCAUCAUGGCUGUCACUUACUGCUUCUGCUUCUUUAACCUCCAGGAGGGACACUCCCGCUGGAGGAUGGCAACCUUCUACCUGGUGGUGAUGGCAGAGAACGUGGCCUGUGUGGUGACCUACUUCUUCUACGGCUCUCAUGCGCUGUGGCUGAAGUACGCUGCUGUGGGCUCCGUCUGUGGCCUCAUGCUGCUCGGUUUGACUUGCAUGUUACUGUAUUAUCGCUUCUUGCAUCCAAUGGGGCCUCUCAACCCCUUCAAAACUAAGAAAAGUGGAGACCUUGAGGAAGGAGGUGCAUCCACCGCACAAAAGCAAUCCUCCUCCACUUCCCCCAGCCAGGGUAAAGCAAGGAAUCUCAGGCACAAGGUGUCAAUCAGAAGGACCUUCAAGUCCCUGUACCCUGUGGACAACAACAUCUCCUUCAGCGUGUUGUCUGCUCAUGGAAUUAGUUUAGAUAGUUCAUCAUCGUCAUCCCCUGACACCUCCAUACCUCAGCCUGUCUACCAGAGGCCCUCAGGAACCAUGUGCUCGGUGCAGGACCUGCUGGCCAAUGUGUCCUGCACCAGUGACUACCAGGCUAUUGAGACACCCGGGAGAGCCAGACCUGUGAGUGCUGGAGGUGAUGAACCCAGUGGCACCGGUGAGGAGGGACCACCUGUCCUAGAAGCCACGCCUCUCAGUCCUGGUUCCUUUGAGAGAACUGUCACUCGAGAGCUUGACUUCAGACUAUCAACAUCUGAGUUUCAGCAUGAAGAAAAGAACUCAGAUGAAGUAGGGAAGGAGGAUGGUGAGGGUAAGCCUGCUGUAGAUGAACAGAAAGAAAGUAAAGCAGGAGAUAGGGAUGGGAUAUUGGAGGCUGGUGAUGCAGAACCCUCUAAUCAGAAUCACAAUUUUGUCAGUGCAAAUGAAGUUGUAGAAAAAGACAGCAGUAAUAGUCCAAAUACCUCACCUGAAUCAAACAGGAACAAGAGUAACACAUCGAGCUUAAGGAGAAAGAGUGAUGGUCCAGCAUCCUAUUCUAGUCCAAACUGUGUGGGUCUUCCCCUGCAGAAGAAAUGCUCCAGCCACACCAGCCUCAACAGCCUCAGGAAAAACGAAAGUCACCGCAACAGUGGCAGCAUCCUCAGGACCAGUGUGAGGAGAAAGGGCUUCACCUCAUCCGAGACUGACAUCAGGUUGACCUCUCUACCUCACAUCAGCACCAGCACCAUCAACAUCACCUCUAAGUCACACCAUGCCGGCAAUGACACCAGUGAUGAGGCAGCCCCACCUCUGCCCCAUGUGCCUAAUGUAGAGCUGGCAGUGAUAGACAGGAUGCACAUCAUUGAAACAGAGUCUUCAGGUGUGAGUUCUGACUCCCACUCAGACUAUGAGAACAUAUAUGAAGGGAAAGAUGACCCCAGGAAAACUCUGCCUCCCAAACCUGCAAACCUAGUGGUGCCGACCUUGGACGACACACAGACCACUCAGUCCUCAGUCCCCCAUGACUAUGAGAACAUUUGUGCCAUCAACAUCAACAGGGAGCUUGGUGUGAGGCACUGGAAGACUUAUUCAGAUAUUGAAGACAGAGUUCAUGACUACAGCACCUACAAGGAGAGAUUAAAACUUCUGGAUAGCACCUUGGCCUCCAGCUAUUGUUCAGAGGCUAACAGCACCCUCAGAGCACACCUGCGCAGGUCCCUCAGCACUCCUGAUGACUGUGAGUCUGUGCUGUCCAGGUCCCUCCCUGACCUCAGUGCUCUUAGGCUGGAGACUUGCCUGGAGGAGACUGAGCCAGAGGAAGAGGAGCUGUGUGCCUCCCCAAAUACCAAAGAAAAUGAAAACAGACUGAUGGAAGUUUUGGACCGCCUCAGGGCUGCCAGACCCCUCAAUAAGUCCAAUUCAGUUGAUUACAUCCCUAACUAUGAAACAAUCUGGGUUGGGGAUGUGGAAAAGCCGGAAAAGGAUGAGAGCUCAUCCUUGGCUGCCUCCUGCACCAGCAGGUCCUCCCUGGUAGUGACCAUUGGUGAUGUUAGAGAGAAGGAGUCCCUGUGUAACCUGUAUUAUUCCACCAUGUCUGACCUCUCCUUCAGGUACUACAGUGAAAGGAUGCGCAGGAAUUGUUCCGCUGGCUCAACUUCCUCCCACAGCACGUCCCGCAACAGCUGUCGGGAGAUGACGCGUGCCAUCUCUGUCCCAGACAGCAAGACACUGCUAGAAGUGAGCGAGUUAAUAGAAGAGCAACGGAAACUGACACAGGAAGGACAGAUUGCAGAUCAACGGCAGGCCUUGGGAGCUGCUGCCCUCAGCACCCCUCAUGUGUACAGCCAGGCCACACCGGUGAGGGGAAGCCAGUCAGCUCAGCCUCAGCCACGCCGUAAGUUUUCCAUGUUGCGGGAAAAGUUUGAGCACCCUAACUGGACACCCCUUAAGUCACCCCUCAAAAGGAGACAGUCAGCCCAGAGAAGGAACUCCCUCCAGGACCGCACCAGCAGGGCCUUACAGGCAGGCAUGAAGGUGUUCCGGCGGCCCAGAGUGCACGUCAUAACGCCAAAGAAGGAGGAGAGUGGCAAGGACACUCCACGCCUCAAGAGUCCCUUCAAAUCCAAGACACUCACUCCUACCUCAGUCACCAUUAAGAGGAAAGGUGAGACUCCCAUAGAGGUGAAGGUAACAGCCAAGGGAGAGGUGGAGACCAUUAAGACAGCUCAGAGAACCCCGCAGCUCAGAACGCCAGUUGACACCAGGCGAGUUGGUGGCACUCCAAAGACAAGCACCCCUGAUGAGACCAAGCCAGCCCCAAGGAAAGGCCAUGCAGCCAUGGACCCCAAAAUAAGUAAGCUGAAUGAGGGUCCUAAAACAAGCACACCAGAGGGAAAUAAACAGCUGCCACAGAUAAGCAUCCUCAGUGCUGUGUCGAGUGUUGUUGCCUCACCAGACACCACACAGGUUAGAGUACCUCUUUCUGAGAACCACUACCUCAAUAGGGUCAGCUCCAAGACUCUUGCCAUGCAGGUCAACAAGGAAUCAGAGUGCACACAGAGGAACACACAGUCAAGAAAAAGCUUUACAAACCUGCGAAUCCAAAGAUCACCUGAUGGGGAUGAAAAUUCCCAGAACAGGAUCAACCUAGUCCAGGCUGCAGCAGGAAGCAAAGUGUCCCAGAGUCAGUUGGACCUCAAGGCCACUCAUUCCUCUCCUGCUGGGGGUCACAGGUACUCUGGAGGCCAGGCUAUGUUUUCUGGAGCCAUUGGGUUGCCAAGACUUCAGCCGGAACCCAGAGCAACCAUUGUGAGUGUGACUGAUGUGACUGAUUCGGCGCAUGGUCAGCACAUCAGUCACAUCGUCCUCUCGUCUCCUCAGUCACCCAAAAUUAACAUGCAGAAAUCAACGCUGUCCCCAAAUUCUAAAAUAUUUUCUAGAAGGAUAUAGAGAGGAGAGAAUCUUUUGGAUCACAUGAAGGCUGCCCAUCCAAGCUACACCUAGUGCACUCCCAACAGCUGGAAUGAGUGACCUUCAUAUGGUCCAAACCUUUUUCCUUCUGUAGUGGACCUGUUGUUGACCAGUGCAGCCGUUCUCUUCUGUUUCUGUCGUGUUGAUGGCAUUCCCACUCUUCGUACCAAAUAAUGUUUUAGGCACUUGCCCCGUGAAGGAUUUGGUGAAUUGCUCAUGUCAUUCUGACAAAUGAACAUAUAUUUUUAUGGUAACAUUGUACCAUUAUGUAGUAUAUCAUUAUUUUGUUGUUUCUCUAACCUAGAAUAGCAUAACUGACAUAUAUUACCCAGUGUCUUCCUAAAAUGAACCAUAUUAGCAAUGGUAGUGAUACUUAUAAUAAUGAAAGAUUAUACAUUGUUACCAGAAACAGUUUUGUGAGUCAGAGUGAGGUGAUGUAAUGAUGUGACCGCUGGUGUCCAGGCAACACCCAGUGAGUGGAGUGGGUGUGUGCAUCUUGAAGACACUUUGAAUAAUGCUCCUUCUAUUUUCUUAAAGAUCUUUACAAAGCAAGAGCCGGUGAUUACAGUAUUAUUAAGGCUUCUGUCAAUAACAUCUCUCAAUAACUUAAGGCAUUACUCAACCAAAGCUAAUCAUUGUAUAUAGUCCAUUUUUUGUAUAUAGUUCUUGCCAGUAGUGUUCUGUCUUCACUGUCUGAAUACUCAGCUGUCCUCAAGGAUGAAUCAAACAGUUUUGUUUCCUCGGAAGUGUACUUAACCAGGGAUAUGGUGCAGAGGUGCCCUGUGAGGCACCACGCCAUCCUCAUCCCGCCAAGACAUUACAGAGAUAGGUUUAUAUGUAAAUUUGUAUAUAAAACUAAAUAAAUGACUAAAUACU